CGCCGAACUCCACCUCCCACGGAUUGCACUCCCUCCCUCCUCGCGCCCAAGCGCACACCCCCUCCCGCCUGGAGGCCGCUACAGCCUACAAGUAGCACUCAGCCCGGCUCCCGUUUACCGCCGCCGACUUCUGAUUCUACCACCACCCGCCUCCUCUCGAGUUCGAUCUGUUUGCUCCCCCAGACAUGUCGGGCCGCGGCAAGGGAGGCAAGGGCCUGGGUAAGGGCGGCGCGAAACGCCACCGCAAGGUGCUCCGCGACAACAUCCAGGGCAUCACGAAGCCGGCCAUCCGGAGGCUGGCUCGCAGGGGCGGCGUGAAGCGCAUCUCCGGGCUCAUCUACGAGGAGACCCGCGGCGUGCUCAAGAUCUUUCUCGAGAACGUCAUCCGCGACGCCGUCACCUACACGGAGCACGCCCGGCGCAAGACCGUCACAGCCAUGGACGUCGUCUACGCGCUCAAGCGCCAGGGCCGCACCCUUUACGGCUUCGGCGGCUAGGGCGCUAGGCUAGGCCAUGCUCGACCCGCCCCCCACUCUCCGCUCUGGCGUCGUCACUGGUUCCUUGACCCCUGUGCGGGUCGGUCGGUGGUGCUAGGGUCAGCAGUUGUCUGGUGUCUGUAGCCUCUCUGGCUAUCCGUUCUUUGGUGUGAAAUGGAAUUCCAAUCGUGUGGGAAUGGAUCUCUGUUCGAUUGUUCAAUUGGCCCAUAUUCCAUCUUUGGAUCUUA
Zea mays is the source of this 724-nucleotide messenger RNA. RefSeq names its product histone H4. Gene Ontology annotation, molecular function: DNA binding; structural constituent of chromatin; protein heterodimerization activity. Bases 186 to 497 code for a protein of 103 amino acids. The record is from RefSeq and is a predicted model, not a curated record. The transcript has a single exon. Lineage: Eukaryota; Viridiplantae; Streptophyta; Magnoliopsida; Poales; Poaceae. Gene Ontology annotation, cellular component: nucleosome.